UGCACGGUUUUACAAAAAAGUGAUUGUUAACAGUGAUUGUUUUAACAUUUUUGCGUUACCAGGGAUUUCCAUCAUGAAGUUUAAGACCAGUCUGGAUGCGAUGCGCGUGCAUUGAGGACGCUGGAAAGGUCUCCAUCAUGCUAAAGGUGCAAUCUGAGUUUACGCUGACUUCAUGAAGGGCUCUUUAACCUCAUUUAAUCAUUUCAUCCUUGGAUUCCCGUGAUGGCUCUGAUCUGCCUUUGCGACUCUAUGAAUGGAUCAGACCAGGCUCAUGUGUUCUGCAACACCACUACAUUCAACUUUACCGGGGAUGAGAGUGGGGACUGUCACCUUCAGACCGUGGAUGAAGUUCUGUUUAGUUUCCUGGGCCCUAGACGAUCUCCUUUCUUCUUCCCUGUGACCUUUACGUACAUCCUCAUCUUCAUCACAGGGGUCUUGGGAAACCUUCUCACCUGCACUGUGAUCACUAAAGACAGGAAGAUGCGGAUACCCAGUAACCUAUAUCUCUUUAGCCUGGCCAUCUCGGACCUGCUGGUGCUGCUCUUCGGGAUGCCGCUGGAAAUCUACGAGCUGUGGCAAAACUACCCUUUCCCCUUCAGCGAAAGCAUGUGCUGCUUUAAGGUCUUCUUAUUUGAGAUGGUUUGUUUUGCUUCCGUGCUCAACGUUACAGUGCUGAGCGUGGAGCGCUACAUAGCUGUGAUUCACCCGCUCAAAACCCGCUGCUUCAUAACCAACAAGCACGCUCAAAGGGUCAUCGCCAGCGUUUGGGCUCUGUCCCUGUUCUGUGCCAUCCCAAACACCUCGCUUCACGGCCUACAGUACCAGUACCUGCCAGAGAGGGUUCUGGAGUCAGCUACCUGCAACCUGCUCAAGCCCAAAUGGGUGUAUAAUUUGGUGAUCCAGGUCACCACCGUGCUCUUUUACGUUGUCCCCAUGAUGAUGAUAAGUGUGCUGUAUCUGCUGAUUGGUCUGACACUGGGCAGGGGACAGAAGCAGAGGAAGGACAAGCUGGGCAACCACAGCAACGACAGCUGGAAAAUCCAUCUGGACAGUAGUCGGAAGAGGCAGGUCAUCAAGAUGCACUUCGUGGUGGUUCUAGUGUUUGCCAUCUGCUGGGCUCCGUUUCACAUCGACCGACUGUUGUGGAGCUUCAUCACAAGUUGGACGGACCACAUGCAUAACAUAUUCGAAUAUGUGCACAUAAUCUCGGGAGUGCUCUUCUACCUCAGCUCUGCUGUUAACCCCAUCAUCUACAACCUGCUCUCCAGUCGUUUCCGAGAACGGUUUCAAGCGCUGGUGUUCAGUCGCCUGUCGACGAGCUCUUCUAUGCCUUUCUAUGUCAUCCCGAAAGACCCACCCACUGAUCUCCAAGAGCAGGCGCGUGGGCAGCCCACUUCCUUUUGUCAUUAUCAUCAUCAGGUGGGAACAGGAGUAUGACUGCUUUCAUGUGAGAAAACAUGAAUAAAUUCAGGUUGAGUUAGGGACACUUUUCCCCAGUCAUCUCAAUGAAGUGUCCCAAUCAACCUGAAUUCAUCCUACUUGUACUUAAUCUUUUGCUCAAGAUAAAAGUAAUUAAGUAUUCUAAGUAUUUGCUUGUAGUGUUUACUCUUUUGUAAGCCUAUAUAAUUA
Rhinichthys klamathensis goyatoka is the source of this 1629-nucleotide messenger RNA. It is a transcript of the gene nmur3, whose product is annotated as neuromedin U receptor 3. The transcript has 3 exons. Gene Ontology annotation, molecular function: neuromedin U receptor activity. NCBI's taxonomy places the organism in Eukaryota, Metazoa, Chordata, Actinopteri, Cypriniformes, Leuciscidae. The record is from RefSeq and is a predicted model, not a curated record. Gene Ontology annotation, biological process: G protein-coupled receptor signaling pathway. Gene Ontology annotation, cellular component: plasma membrane. The coding region runs from base 223 to 1437 and encodes 404 amino acids.